UCCAAAAGUUUUCAGCCAUCAGUCAAUAUAUACUUGUGCAAAACAUUUUUUGAAGCAGGAGGAGAUCGAUACUUGCUACUCUCAUUCUUCAUUUCUGUUAGCUCGCCUAGUGAGAUGGCGGAGGCUGCAGCUGACCCAGUACUUCUUACAUUCACCAAUUGCGAGAGUUGGAUGCUCUAUAUCGAAACUAAGCUUAGAGGUGAAGUCGAUCUGAAUGAAUACUGUAGUCCUUCUCUAUGGGACUACCUUCGCGGCUCUCUGGAUAGGGAUUCGUUUUUUCCGGGAACAGACGAGAAAGUUCUUAAGGAGAUAAGAAUGUCGUGUAGUCAAGAGAUGUUACCACAUAUUUUGUAUGCCGAGUAUGCUGCGGAAGCUUGGAAAUGGUUAGCAGAUCAUGCAGUAGCUGCCUCAACGGAGGAAAAAGGUCAGAUACGUAGAGAUCUUACUAAUAUCCUUCUUAAUUUUCUUAAAUUUUCUCAUUUCCCCGCAAUUGGUUUUGUAUCCCGUAAAGGUUCAGUUGACUGUCAAAAAAAAAAAUACAGUUAAGUGUUCCCGGAACACCUCGUACUCGUAUCUUUAAGAUAGGAAGAUACGACAAGGAAGGUAGAGAUUAGGCAGGCAGUAACCCAUUUACCCCUGUCGCAAUGAUGUUAUAUAUUUCUGAAUGUAUAUCAUUUUUUUCUUAUAAUAAUAUAAAUUCUCAAAUAUUAGUUUCAAAUCCGUUGUAUUUAGGCUUUAUUAAGAAAGAAUCUAACUAAAAUAUGUCAUUUUUCUCACUAAAUUAAGACAUAAAUCUUGAUUUGAAUAUACUUUUACUAGUAGUUUAAUUAUUAUGAUUCGAUUUUGAGCGAGGUAUUAUAAAAUGAUGGGAACCGCAAUAGCAUCAAGAGCAAAGGCAAAUGAAGUUCCAGAAGUUGAUAAAGUUCUGACAAAGCGAAAUUAUGGAAAAUGGAAAAACUAUAUGAAAAAUGUAUUGCUGAGUAAAUGUCUUUGGGAGGUUGUGGAUGGAAGUGAAUCGAUUGGGUCACGCUCUUACAAGACGAAAAAUCAUAAUGCUUUGAUAACCAUUCGAAUUUCAUGUGGGGAAGAAAUGUUAGACCACGCUCGUGAAGCUUGGCUCAAGUUAGCCGACAAGCUAGAAGGAGCUGUCACUUCUACAAUGGAAAGAAAAAAAGGGAUAGACAAUGUUGAUCAUGUACUUCUUACAGUAAGCUUCAAUCUUGUCGAACGGAAUCGUUACAUAUUAAGCGGCAAUUACGAAAUUUGGAAAGAUUGUAUGCAAACUUAUUUGAAAGGUCGAGGCUUAUGGGGUUUUAUGGAAGAGUCUGUAAUAUCAGACCAUGUGAAAGACGAGGAAGCUCUUGACGCGAUAAAACUUUCUUGUGGAUCAGAGAUGUUAAGUUACAUUUUAUACAUGGAUUGCGCCAGACAUGCGUGGGAAAAGUUAGCAGAAGUAGCAGCUCUUUCUACAACAGAGGAAGGAAAUCUGGGAGACUUCAUUGCAUAUCGUAUAUUCUCCCAGAUAAAUAAGGUAACAGAAUUAUAUUGUCUAUUACACACCCUUAGUCGUAACGGGAGAGGAGCACACGUUAAGACUAGAACGAAAACGAACAAACAAUACCCGUGGAAGGCCCUUGGUGAAGAUGUCUGCAUAUUGACUGUCAGAAGGAACGUGCAAAGCAUGAAUCUCACCGAUACCAUUCCAGUUGGGGUCCCUAAGUGCAUAAAGAUGAGAACGGGGAAGAGGGGAAAUGGGAAUUGUAGAUUGGACAUGAAGAUUGAGUUUUUGGAUGGGACGGAAGAUGCCCCGGGAGGCCCUGGUGGUUGGGCGAGAUGCCGCUCGAAGCUGUGGGCAGGAAGGUGUGGCUGGAUGAAGUGGGCUGGAAGAGACAGACACAGAGAUGGGCUGAGUUUGGGAGGUUGUUGGAGUGUCGAGGGAGAUGGGCUGUGA
This is a messenger RNA of Papaver somniferum (opium poppy), 1951 nucleotides long. RefSeq lists its product as uncharacterized. The record is from RefSeq and is a predicted model, not a curated record. Lineage: Eukaryota; Viridiplantae; Streptophyta; Magnoliopsida; Ranunculales; Papaveraceae. The transcript is spliced from 5 exons. Bases 863 to 1951 code for a protein of 362 amino acids.